Messenger RNA from Lachancea lanzarotensis, 1035 nucleotides. It is a transcript of the gene YJU3, whose product is annotated as LALA0S02e02542g1_1. Gene Ontology annotation, molecular function: lipase activity. Lineage: Eukaryota; Fungi; Ascomycota; Saccharomycetes; Saccharomycetales; Saccharomycetaceae. The transcript has a single exon. The coding region runs from base 1 to 1035 and encodes 344 amino acids. The record is from RefSeq and is a predicted model, not a curated record. Gene Ontology annotation, cellular component: membrane.
AUGAGCAUCGAAACAACACAAUUGGAUAGAAUACAUCAUAGCAGUCCAUUACUGAGAAUGUUUUUCAGUUCAGGUCCUAAACUAGACCCUAUUCCAUUUCCCUAUGAAUGCACCAGCAUCGAUUUCAACACGCACAAACACCGUUUCGACGGUGCAGAUUUCAUGUAUGCAACGUUCCCUGUCUCCACAUCAUCUAAAGACGGUAACAACGGUACAAUUGCGGUACCAAAAGCACGGGUGCUGAUAGUACAUGGGUUUGAUGAGCACGCAGUAUUGUACAGUCGUCUAAUGGACAAGUUCCAUCAGGCGGGGAUCGAAUCUUUCAUAUUCGACCAGAGAGGGUCUGGUUCAACAGCGGGGAAGGCAUUAAGAGGUUUGACGGACGAAGCACACACGUUCAAGGAUCUGGACCAUUUUAUCGAGUGGAAUGUCAAGGACAAGUCUGAACGGACCCCUUUGUUUUUGUUUGGUCACUCAAUGGGUGGUGGAAUUGUGCUCAACUACGGCUGCAAUGGGACUUAUAGGGACCAAAUCGCCGGGAUCAUCUGUACGGGACCUUUAGUCACCCUGCAUCCGCAUUCAGCACCCUCCACCAUUGUGAGCGUCCUUUCGCCGUUAUUGGCCCUACUUUUGCCCCGGUUUCGCAUCGAUACGGGGCUCGACCUGGAUGCCACGACUUCAGAUCGCCAGUACCGUGAGUUUUUGAGUCGGGAUCCGUUGACGGUCCCACUGUAUGGCUCGCUGCGGCAGAUUUACGAUUUUCUGGAGCGUGGAAAAAAACUAUCGCGCGACAAACAGUACGUGGCCAAGUUUCAAACGCCUGUGCUAAUUUUCCAUGGCCAAGCCGACAAAAUCAACGAUCCGGCUGGCUCUCAAAAAUUCUACGAUCUGUGCACGGCGCAGGACAAACAAUUGAUUCUCGUGCCUGAUGCCCGCCAUUCGCUCUGUCUAGAGACAGAUUCGAUUUUCCAGGAUAUGUUUGCUACAUUACAAAAGUGGGUUUUCAAGCAUUCUACACAAGACCAAGAUCUGUAG